UGUGGUUCCUCCAAGUGCGCACGGCGGCUGCUGAGGGAGCAACUCCUCCUGCCGAACCCAGACGCGCGUCCUCAUCAGCAACCUGCGCUCCUGGGCUGGAUUUUAAAUAAAUACAUAUAUACUCUUAUAUAUUCAUCCCGCUAGAGGAACUCCCGAACCGCUCCUUACUGGACCCGCCGCAGGGACGCACACUUUCAGAAAAAAAUAAAGAAUCCCGGGGAUUAUUGCUUGUUUUAAAAACAUGAAGAUGUGAGGGUUUACACGCUGCAAGAACCAGAAAGAAACUCCGAGGUUGAUAAAGAUGUCGAGGAUCUGAGGGGUACAGCAGUUUGGCCAGCAAGGUUUGGCGGUUUGAAAUGGUUUGAAGGCCUCCGUCCGUCCCAGUCUCAAACCGGAAAUGAUGUGCCAAUAAAAAGAAGAACAAUUACAGUUUGUGGCCAUCAAUGCGAGGUACGCAUGAGCAAGUAACAAGAGGAAGAAGAAGAAGCUGCUGGAGAAGCCGAAGAUAUGAAGUUAAAGAGGUUUUGAAAACAAGCCAGUGAAAAACCAUCCUGCCUGCAGAACUCAAUCAUCCCGCUGCAGUUGGCGCCUCGGCUCUCCAGCCAGGUGGAAGAUAAGACCCACCCCUUCCCUCCCUGUACCCCACCCCCCAAUCCACUCCCACUGGAACCAAGAUGGCCACAAGGAGUGUCACUCGCCUGUCCUUGCCACUCCUGCUGCCUGUUACCACUCUGCUGCUUUCACAGCUGCUCACUGGCUCCCACGCCUUAUCUCCACCACGUUUCACAAAAGUCCCUGUCGACCAGAUAGGCGUCUCCGGGGGUGUUGUGUCCUUUGUUUGCCAGGCGACGGGUGACCCCAAGCCAAGGGUUAGCUGGAAUAAAAAAGGCAAAAAGGUCAACUCCCAGCGUAUAGAGACCAUUGAAUUCGACGAGGGUGCCGGCGCGGUGCUCCGAAUCCAGCCUCUCCGUGCACCGCGUGACGAGAACAUCUAUGAAUGUGUGGCUGAGAACAGCGAAGGCGAGAUCACAGUCAAUGCCAAGCUGUCCAUCAUCCGAGAGGACCUUCUCCCUACCGGCUUUCCUAUCAUCGACAUGGGCCCUCAGUUGAAAGUAGUGGAGCGGACUCGGACAGCGACAAUGCUCUGCGCAGCCAGUGGCAACCCUGACCCAGAAAUCACUUGGUAUAAAGACUUCCUGCCCAUUGACCCCAGUGCUAGUAAUGGGCGAAUCAAACAGCUACGUUCAGGUGCCUUGCAGAUUGAGAACAGCGAGGAGACAGACCAGGGGAAGUACGAGUGCGUGGCGUCUAACGUGGAAGGCGUGCGCUACUCGUCCUCUGCUAACCUUUAUGUGCGAGAGCUUCGAGAAGUCCGGCGGGUGCCUCCUCGCUUCUCCAUUCCACCAACGAGUCAGGAAAUUAUGCCAGGUGGGAGUGUGAACAUAACGUGCGUGGCGGUGGGAUCCCCCAUGCCUUACGUCAAGUGGAUGUUGAAUUCGGACGACUUGACGCCAGAGGACGAGAUGCCAGUGGGUAGGAACGUUCUUGAGCUGAGCAGCGUCCGUGAGUCAGCCAACUACACCUGUGUGGCUAUGAGCAGCCUUGGCAUCAUUGAAGCUGUGGCACAGAUCACUGUCAAAUCUCUUCCAAAGCCUCCAGGUACUCCAGUGGUUACUGAAACCACUGCCACUAGUGUCACUAUCACCUGGGACUCCGGCAACCCUGACCCAGUGACCUACUAUAUCAUCCAGUAUCGUGCAAAAUCCCCAGAAAGCAAGUAUGAGACAGUGGACGACAUCACCACUACACGUUACAGCAUUGGCGGCCUCUACCCCAACACAGAGUAUGAAAUUCGAGUCUCGGCCGUCAACACAAUCGGCCAGGGUCCUCCCAGUGAGCCAGUGGAGACCAGAACUGGUGAGCAAGCCCCUGCUAGUCCACCUCGUAACAUCCAAGCUCAGAUUAUAUCCCAAAACACCAUGAUGGUACGCUGGGAGGAGCCAGAGGAACCCAAUGGGCAGAUUAAGGGCUACCGGGUUUAUUACACCAUGGAUGACUCUCAGCCAAUGAGCCUCUGGCAGAUUCAUAACGUCCAGGACAGCAUCAUCACGACAAUUCAGAGCCUUGUUCCUCAAGAGACCUACACCAUCAAAGUCCUAGCCUUUACCUCAGUGGGUGAUGGACCCUUUUCAGAGCCAAUCCAUGUUAAAGUGCUGCAAGGAGUUCCUGGUCAGCCAUCCAAAUUUCAGGUCGGGGAUGUGUCUGAUACCAGCAUCCAACUAACCUGGGAACCUGCUUUUGACAAAGAAGGAAUUAUAAAUUAUGAACUUCGCUAUACAGAAGGCAGUUUUGGCUCUCAGAUCAAGAAAACAUUUGGGCCCACGUCUUCAUACAUUGUGGAAGGCCUCCGCCCAAACACAGAGUACCACUUCUCCCUGGCAGCCAUCUCUAACAAGGGCAUCGGCGCUUUCACCAAUGACAUAUCACAGAAGACCUUGCAAGCCAAUCCCUCAGCACCCCCUCAAGACAUUAAGUGCAGCAGCACCAGCUCCACCACCUUGCUGGUAAGUUGGCGCCCCCCGCCACUGAGGAGUCAGAAUGGUGUCCUGGCGGGGUAUAGGGUGCGCUACCAGGUGGUGGGACAGUCAGAGGGCGGCGGUGACGAUGUGGAGGCGAUGGAGGAGCCCACCGUGCCUGCCACCGAAGAACAGGUGCUGCUGCAGCGUUUGGAAAAAUGGACCCAGUAUCGCAUCACCGUGUCUGCCUUCACGGUUGUUGGGCCAGGCCCUGAAAGCGAGCCCUUAAACUGCCGGACCGAUGAAGACGUUCCUGGCGGCCCUCCAAGGCGUGUGGAGGUGGAGGUCUUAAACUCCACUGCACUUAAGGUGAUGUGGCGUUCGCUCAUGCCUGGAAAGCAGCACGGUCAAAUCCGUGGCUACCAGGUCCACUAUGUCCGUGUGGAGAAUGGGGAGUCCAGGGGACUGCCCCUGAUCAAGGAUGUCAUGCUGGCUGAUGCCCAGUGGGAAACGGACGAUAUCGCUGAAUAUGAAAUGGUUAUCGGAGGACUGAAGCCGGACACCACCUACUCCAUCACGGUGGCGGCAUACACCACCAAGGGGGAUGGAGCGCGGAGUAAACCCAAACUGGUGGUGACCAAAGGUGCAGUGCCUGGUCCACCCAUUUUGUCAGUGACUCAGGAGUCGGAAACAUCUGCUCUGGUUCGCUGGAACCCUCCAGACCUGAAAAAUGGCAUGGACCUGCAAGGUUACAGGCUCCAGUUUGGUCGGAAAGAUGUCACACCCUUGGCCACACUAGAAUUUUCUCCCCAAGAACGACAGUACUCUGUGGGCAACAUUCACCGGGGGGCCACCUACCACUUUAAACUGUCAGCCAAAAGCAGAGGGGGCUUUGGGGAGGAAGCUGGUGUGGAACUCAUUGUACCAGAGAAUAUACCAGGUGGAUAUCCUCAAAUGAACCAAGGCUCCAAUGUGACAUGUUGCUCUGUGCAGCUGUCCUGGUCUCCACCAGUGCUGGCCGAGAGGAAUGGCGUAAUAACAGAGUACACUUUGGCCUACAAGGAAGCGAGUAGCGGAGGAGCGCCACAGGAGCUCCGAUUGCCCCCCAAUCUGUCCAGCUAUGUGCUCAACAGCCUCAAACCAAACUCUGCUUACGAUGUGAAAAUUCGUGCACACACCAUUGUAGGUCCCGGGCCCUACAGCCCACCUAUCCAGUACCGGACGGUGGCCAAUGAUCCAACAGAUGUUCCAAAGAAUUUUACCAUCAAGUGGGCAACCAAGACCACAGUUGUCCUUGCUUGGAAGUUUUCUGAAAGCAGGUCCCCAUACAAAUGCACGAUUGACUACAACCGUCAGAAGAUGGAUGUGGAUGCCCGGCAGCUGAGGGUCUUCAUUACUGGGCUCAGGCACAACACCACCUAUGAGUUCAGGGUGACAUGCCAAGAAAGCAUGGAUGGUGGGCCAAAACACCGCGUGGUUGCCAGGACGGCACCGCUCAUCCUGGUCAGGAAACCGAAGCUGGACAUCUAUGCUGAGCCUGACAAUAUUCUCACCAUGUCCUUUCCACCAGUUGAUGGCAAGGAUGUCAAGAAUUUCUAUGUGGUUGUGGUGCCAUUGAAAAUGACCUCAGGGGCUGUCAAGAAUCUAAAGACUCCUGAUGAGAUGGACAUGGAUGAGCUGUUGCGGGAGGUGACCCCCAAGCGCCGAUCACGCCGUCAGUUGGCUCAGCUGGACCAGAGGAAGCCUUACAUCACAGCCUGCUUCCGACAGCUUCCCUCCAGCUUCACCGUAGGCUCUGACCAUCGCCAGAGCAGCUGUGAGAAUAAAGCUCUCGAACCUGGCCAGGAGUACGUCUUCUUCCUCAUGGCUGAACUAAAUGCUACUGCUGGGAAAAUGUUUGCAACCAGCCCUUAUACUGACACAGUGAUGACUCCUGUGCUGGUGGAUCCUCAGCCAGUGGAGACAGGCGGUGAUGGGCUCAUUUGGGUGGUUGGUCCAGUCCUGGCUGUUGUCUUCAUCAUCUGCAUUGUCAUUGCAAUCCUCCUGUAUAAAAACAAACCUGACAGCCGCAAGAGAAAGGAGUCGGAACCACGCACAAAGUGUCUGCUGAACAACGCAGACAUCACACCCCACCAUCCUACUGACCCUGUGGAAAUGAGACGCAUCAACUUCCAAACUCCAGAUUCUGCUCUAAACAGUCCUCAGAGUGCAGCAGAUAUUGACUAUGAAAGCAUGAUGAAUCACCCUCCUAUCCCCAUCUCCGAGCUGGCUGAGCACACAGAACUUCUCAAGGCCAACGACAACCUGAAACUCUCCCAAGAAUAUGAGUCCAUCGAUCCAGGCCAGCAGUUCACCUGGGAACAUUCCAACCUGGAGGUGAACAAGCCGAAAAAUCGUUACGCCAAUGUCAUCGCCUACGACCACUCCCGCGUCAUCCUGGCUCCCAUUGAGGGGAUCACAGGUAGCGACUACAUCAACGCUAACUACAUAGACGGCUACAGGAAACAGAACGCUUACAUCGCCACCCAGGGUCCUUUGCCAGAAACUUUCGGGGACUUCUGGAGGAUGGUGUGGGAGCAGAGAGCUGCCACCGUGGUCAUGAUGACCCGACUGGAGGAGAAGUCGCGGAUAAAGUGUGACCAGUACUGGCCCAGCCGCGGCACAGAAACCUACGGUAUGACCCAAGUGACCCUGCUGGACACCAUAGAAUUGGCCACUUUCUGUGUUCGCACCUUCUCCUUGCACAAGAACGGCUCCAGCGAGAAACGUGAAGUUCGUCAGUUCCAGUUCACAGCGUGGCCCGACCACGGCGUGCCGGAAUACCCGACCCCCUUCUUGGCCUUCCUGCGUCGGGUCAAGACCUGCAACCCGCCUGAUGCUGGACCCAUCAUCGCCCAUUGCAGUGCCGGUGUCGGCCGGACGGGUUGUUUCAUAGUAAUCGACGCCAUGCUGGAGCGCAUCAAGCACGAGAAGACGGUUGACAUUUACGGCCACGUGACGCUGAUGCGCUCACAACGGAACUACAUGGUGCAGACGGAGGACCAGUACAGCUUCAUUCACGACGCGCUGCUGGAGGCGGUGGCCUGUGGCAACACCGAGGUGGCGGCCCGCAGCCUCUACUCCUACAUCCAAAAGCUGGCCCAGGUGGAGAGCGGCGAGCACGUCACUGGCAUGGAGCUGGAGUUCAAGCGUUUGGCCAACUCCAAAGCCCACACGUCACGCUUCAUCAGUGCCAACCUUCCCUGCAACAAGUUCAAGAAUCGGCUGGUCAACAUCAUGCCCUACGAGACCACGCGUGUCUGCCUGCAGCCAAUCAGAGGCCUGGAAGGAUCCGACUACAUCAAUGCUAGCUUCAUUGAUGGAUACAGGCAACAAAAGGCCUACAUUGCCACGCAGGGCCCUCUGGCAGAGACUACAGAGGACUUCUGGAGAAUGCUCUGGGAGAACAAUUCCACCAUUGUAGUCAUGUUGACCAAACUGAGAGAGAUGGGAAGGGAAAAGUGUCAUCAGUAUUGGCCAGCGGAGCGCUCCGCCAGGUAUCAGUACUUUGUGGUGGACCCCAUGGCGGAGUACAACAUGCCUCAGUACAUCCUUCGAGAGUUCAAAGUCACAGAUGCCAGGGAUGGCCAGUCCAGGACAGUAAGGCAGUUCCAGUUUACCGACUGGCCAGAGCAAGGCGUUCCCAAAUCUGGGGAGGGCUUUAUUGAUUUCAUUGGCCAGGUGCAUAAAACCAAGGAGCAGUUCGGACAAGAUGGGCCGAUCUCUGUUCACUGCAGCGCCGGUGUGGGCAGGACCGGUGUCUUCAUCACCCUCAGCAUCGUCCUGGAGCGAAUGCGUUACGAAGGUGUGGUUGAUAUCUUCCAGACUGUGAAGAUGCUCCGGACACAGAGGCCAGCCAUGGUCCAAACUGAGGACGAGUACCAGUUCUGCUAUCACGCCGCCCUGGAGUACUUAGGAAGCUUUGAUCACUAUGCAACGUAAAAGCCAUCUCUCCUCCCCCCGCCCACAUGAGUCCUGUCACCCCCUUCAACAGUCUCCUGAGCCAUAGAAACUUGAAUUUUGAAACAACCGUCAUGCUCAUCAAACCGAGAUACCAUCGUAGAGUCCUCAACACCCGAAUAUUUCCAAUCCGGUUAGCGCAGACUCCUCCCAGUCCAGAAGAUCCUCGUCAGGAGGUGAACCCAGAAGCUAUGGCUCAAGCUACGGGGGCGAUCCGAGUGUCAGACCGCUUACCUUUACCUCAAGUGUUUCCAUACGGAGGACGUUGUAAACAUUCACACAAGUAACGAAGUCGGAGGCAGAUCAUCAACCAGAUGGGGCGACUUUUUUUUUUAUAUUCCUGGAUGUAAAGGAACUUUUCAUUUCCAACGUAUUUUGUGUGCGAUAUUCGGAAUGGCUGGCUCAAACUCUCAAACGCUGGUCGACGACAGAUUGGAUCCGGAGGAGAAGAGGAACCAGACGUGCUAAUGAGAAGCAUUGUUAGCGUGGAGAAGGUGUGACAGUACAUCGCACAUCACAUGAGGAGCUGUCGGGGAGAAGCGACAUCAAAUAUCUUCACGUGGGUUCUCUCCUGCCUGCAGCACGUUGGUUGGCGGCCAUGUCCGGUGAUUAAGCCCGCAACCAACCAUGCAAAGACGGGCCUUCCUUUGUGUGCAGUGACCAACGCUCCUCAUGAAUAUUUCGACAUUUUCCCUUCAUUUUCUUUUGUGUCCGAACCAAACAUGCUGCUUAUCUCGUGUGUUGCUGUGGAGAGGUUUCAUUUCAGAAGACGCAAACAAAUUGGGCCUGUUUCAGUUACAAAGCCGGGCGUUUAAGUGCUUCAAACACUCACUUUGAGAUCCACUGUAUCCUCAUUUGUUGGAUUAAAGAAGAAGAAGAAGAAGAAAAAAAAAACGCUUUGGUUGGUUCGGUCUCUCUGUAUUCUUAAUUACGUCUCGACGUGACGGAACCAGAGCGUGUUGAUGCAACCAGGAGAAGUAACUUGCACAUCCCCGCCAAAGUCCCCGCCAAAAACACCUGCAGGUUGAGCUUGACGUACUAAACCAGGGGUGUCCAAAGGGAGGCCCGGGGUCAUUUUUAUGGGCCACACAUUCUAAAAGUACAAGAAAACUAACAAAGCAACACAACUCAACUAAUGUCGUAAUAUUAUGAUGUCAUUUUAGUAGCAUAAAGUUGAAAUAUGAAAGAAUAGUUUUUUUUAUAGUAAUAAUAAUAAUUUUAUGAGAAACAAACAAAGCAACCAAUAAAGUUGUAAUAUUUGGAAAAUUAGAUUGCAGCAAAAAAGCUAUAAUGUUGCAAGAAUAAAGUAAAAAUAUUAUGGAAGAAAAAAUAUAUUUGAAGAAAAAAAAAUAGCACAAAUGGAAAAAACAGCUGUAAUUUUAGGAGAAGAGAGUCAGAAUAUUAAGAGAAAAAACAUGGAAAAAUGUUGCAAUUUUACAAUAAUUAACUCGUAAUAUUAUGGGGAAAAAUAAUGUCAUUUUAGUAGUAUAUAGGUAAAUAUUUUAAAAAUAUAUAUAUUUUUUUUAAUAAAAUAACAAAAUAAAGUAAUGUAAUGUAAUUUUUGGGAAAUUGGGAUGGGGUGAAGAGUUAUAGUAUGUGGAUAAAGUCAAAAUAUUAUGGUAAUAAAGUCAUGAUAUCACGAAAAGAACAUUAACAGAGUUUAUUUAAGAAGAAAUAUUUGGAACAUAAAAAAAAAAAAUGUAAAAAUUGGGAAAAAAAGAGCAAAGACCGAAGUUGUUCAUAAUAAUAGAUUUUU
This is a messenger RNA of Dunckerocampus dactyliophorus (ringed pipefish), 8271 nucleotides long. It is a transcript of the gene ptprsa, whose product is annotated as protein tyrosine phosphatase receptor type Sa. The transcript has 38 exons. The record is from RefSeq and is a predicted model, not a curated record. NCBI's taxonomy places the organism in Eukaryota, Metazoa, Chordata, Actinopteri, Syngnathiformes, Syngnathidae. Gene Ontology annotation, biological process: protein dephosphorylation. The coding region runs from base 675 to 6497 and encodes 1940 amino acids. Gene Ontology annotation, molecular function: protein binding; protein tyrosine phosphatase activity.